Molecule: messenger RNA, 922 nt
Organism: Cervus elaphus (red deer)
Lineage: Eukaryota; Metazoa; Chordata; Mammalia; Artiodactyla; Cervidae
Product: pro-opiomelanocortin-like
Exons: 3
Coding region: 1-864 (287 amino acids)
Cellular component (GO): extracellular region
Molecular function (GO): hormone activity
Source: RefSeq, a predicted model, not a curated record
AUGCGAGAGAAGUACCAGAGCAGCAGCAAUACUCUCAUUGUGGGCGUCCCUGCCCAGGAGCAAAAAGGUGCACAGUCCACUGCUUGGAUAACUCUCCUUCCCCAUAACGUGGAAACUACUAGUGGGAUCACAGAACUUAGGAAACACUUUAGUUCACCAGUAUUGAAGGAUAUGAUAAAGGAUACAGAGAAAUAUCAAGUCCUGGGCGGGAUCUGGGAGAGUCCCGAGCUCAGAAGCUUCUGUUUCCUUGCAGUUGAAAUUUGGCGGCGCAGCCCAGAAGCGCGAGGAGGAAGUGGCGGUGGGCGAAGGCCCCGGGCCCCGCGGCGAUGGCGCCGAGACGGUCCGCGCGAGGACAAGCGUUCUUACUCCAUGGAACACUUCCGCUGGGGCAAGCCGGUGGGCAAGAAGCGGCGCCCGGUGAAGGUGUACCCCAACGGGGCCGAGGACGAGUCGGCCCAGGCCUUUCCCCUCGAAUUCAAGAGGGAGUUGACCGGGGAGAGGCUCCAGCAGGCGCCCGGCCCCGAGGCCCAGGCUGAGAGCGCAGCCGCCCGGGCUGAGCUGGAGUACGGCCUGGUGGCGGAGGCUGAGGCGGCCGAGAAGAAGGACGAGGGGCCCUAUAAGAUGGAACACUUCCGCUGGGGCAGCCCGCCCAAGGACAAGCGCUACUGCGGGUUCAUGACCUCCGAGAAGAGCCUAACGCCCUUGUCACGCUGUUCAAAAACGCCAUCAUCAAGAACGCCCACAAGAAGGGCCAGUGAGGGCGCAGCAGGCAGGAGCCUUUCUCCGCGGAAAGUUGACCCCGAAGGCCUCUCUUCUGCUCUCCUGCCGCCUCGCAGCCCGGGUGAGGACUCGCCCAGGCAGUGAUGGCGCCAGGUAUCCCACCUCUGAAAGCUGUCUGUAGUUAAGAAAUAAAACCUUUCAA